Eptesicus fuscus (big brown bat) is the source of this 2330-nucleotide messenger RNA. RefSeq names its product G protein-coupled receptor kinase 2 (gene GRK2). NCBI's taxonomy places the organism in Eukaryota, Metazoa, Chordata, Mammalia, Chiroptera, Vespertilionidae. Gene Ontology annotation, biological process: regulation of the force of heart contraction; G protein-coupled receptor signaling pathway; protein phosphorylation. The coding region runs from base 210 to 2279 and encodes 689 amino acids. The record is from RefSeq and is a predicted model, not a curated record. The transcript has 21 exons. Gene Ontology annotation, molecular function: ATP binding; G protein-coupled receptor binding; G protein-coupled receptor kinase activity.
GGGAGCGGAGCGAGCCGGGGCCGGGCCCGAGCCGGCGCCAUGGGGCGGCGCCGCGUGUGAGCCGCGGCGAGCGGAGCCGCGGGCGCCGAGCGGGGCCGGGCGGGCGGCGGCGCCCGAGGCCGACGGAGCGGCCGGGCCGGGCCGAGCGCGCCGAGCCGAGCCAAGCGGAGCGGAGCCGAGCGGCGGGAGAGGCCGCCGCCACCGCCAAGAUGGCGGACCUGGAGGCGGUGCUGGCCGACGUGAGCUACCUGAUGGCCAUGGAGAAGAGCAAGGCCACGCCGGCCGCGCGCGCCAGCAAGAAGAUCCUGCUGCCCGAGCCCAGCAUCCGCAGCGUCAUGCAGAAGUACCUGGAGGACCGGGGUGAGGUGACCUUCGAGAAGAUCUUCUCCCAGAAACUGGGGUACCUGCUCUUUCGAGACUUCUGCCUGAAACACCUGGAGGAGGCCAGGCCUUUAGUGGAGUUCUACGAGGAGAUCAAGAAAUACGAGAAGCUGGAGACGGAGGAGGAGCGCCUGGCCUGCAGCCGGGAGAUCUUCGACACCUACAUCAUGAAGGAGCUGCUGGCCUGCUCGCACCCCUUCUCGAAAAGUGCCACCGAGCAUGUCCAGGGCCACCUGGUGAAGAGGCAGGUGCCUCCAGAUCUCUUCCAGCCGUACAUCGAAGAGAUUUGUCAGAACCUCCGAGGGGACGUGUUCCAGAAAUUCAUUGAGAGCGAUAAAUUCACUCGGUUUUGCCAGUGGAAGAAUGUGGAGCUCAACAUUCACCUGACCAUGAACGACUUCAGCGUGCACCGCAUCAUUGGCCGAGGAGGCUUCGGCGAGGUCUAUGGGUGCCGGAAGGCCGACACGGGCAAGAUGUACGCCAUGAAGUGUCUGGACAAGAAGCGCAUCAAGAUGAAGCAGGGGGAGACACUGGCCCUGAACGAGCGCAUCAUGCUGUCCCUCGUCAGCACCGGGGACUGCCCGUUCAUCGUCUGCAUGUCCUACGCAUUCCACACGCCAGACAAACUCAGCUUCAUCCUAGAUCUCAUGAACGGCGGGGACCUGCACUACCACCUGUCCCAGCACGGGGUCUUCUCCGAGGCCGACAUGCGCUUUUAUGCGGCCGAGAUCAUCCUGGGCCUGGAGCACAUGCACAACCGCUUCGUCGUCUACAGGGACCUGAAGCCGGCCAACAUCCUGCUGGACGAGCACGGCCACGUGCGCAUCUCGGACCUGGGCCUGGCCUGCGACUUCUCCAAGAAGAAGCCCCACGCCAGUGUGGGCACCCAUGGCUACAUGGCCCCCGAGGUGCUGCAGAAGGGCGUGGCCUACGACAGCAGUGCGGACUGGUUCUCCCUGGGCUGCAUGCUCUUCAAGCUGCUGCGGGGGCACAGUCCCUUCCGGCAGCACAAGACCAAAGACAAGCAUGAGAUUGACCGCAUGACAUUGACAAUGGCUGUGGAGCUGCCCGACUCCUUCUCCCCCGAGCUCCGUUCCUUGCUGGAGGGGCUACUGCAGAGGGAUGUUCACCGGAGACUGGGCUGCCUGGGCCGGGGGGCCCAGGAGGUGAAGGAGAGUCCCUUCUUCCGCUCGCUGGACUGGCAGAUGGUCUUCUUGCAGAAGUACCCGCCCCCGCUGAUCCCCCCCCGAGGGGAGGUGAACGCUGCCGAUGCCUUCGACAUUGGCUCCUUUGAUGAGGAAGACACAAAAGGAAUCAAGUUACUGGACAGCGACCAGGAACUCUACCGCAACUUCCCCCUCACCAUCUCCGAGCGGUGGCAGCAGGAGGUGGCAGAGACUGUCUUUGACACCAUCAAUGCCGAGACAGACCGGCUAGAGACCCGCAAGAAAACCAAAAACAAGCAGCUGGGCCACGAGGAAGACUACGCCCUGGGCAAGGACUGCAUCAUGCACGGCUACAUGUCCAAGAUGGGCAACCCCUUCCUGACGCAGUGGCAGCGGCGGUACUUCUACCUGUUCCCCAACCGGCUUGAGUGGCGGGGUGAGGGCGAGGCCCCGCAGAGCCUGCUGACCAUGGAAGAGAUCCAGUCGGUGGAAGAAACGCAGAUCAAGGAGCGAAAGUGCCUCCUUCUCAAGAUCCGCGGUGGUAAACAGUUCGUCCUGCAGUGCGACAGUGACCCGGAGCUGGUGCAGUGGAAGAAGGAGCUGCGUGACGCCUACCGUGAGGCCCAGCAGCUGGUGCAGCGGGUGCCCAAGAUGAAGAACAAGGCCCGCUCGCCCGUGGUGGAGCUGAGCAAGGUGCCGCUGGUCCAGCGCGGCAGUGCCAACGGCCUCUGACCCCCCGCCCGCCCGCCCGCCUUUUAUAAACCUCUAAUUUAUUUUGUCGAA